Centruroides sculpturatus (bark scorpion) is the source of this 12783-nucleotide messenger RNA. RefSeq lists its product as uncharacterized. Gene Ontology annotation, molecular function: DNA binding. NCBI's taxonomy places the organism in Eukaryota, Metazoa, Arthropoda, Arachnida, Scorpiones, Buthidae. Gene Ontology annotation, biological process: DNA integration; DNA transposition. The transcript has 7 exons. Bases 8827 to 12783 code for a protein of 1318 amino acids. The record is from RefSeq and is a predicted model, not a curated record.
AAUUUAUAAAUCGCAGGUUUUGAAGUUUAAAAAAAAGGGAUGAUGCGUCUGUAUACGUGUUAACUUCCUAACCAAACGCAUAUGUCACGCCAGGCACGCACCACAAAAGUUGCUGUUUGGAAAAGCAUGGACGUUUAUUUUACGGAUUUUGUGGCCUACACGAGGUACCUACUUAACGCGCGUGAUGCGAUUACGUUACCCGUUACGUCAAAAUGCCAUAAAACAAGUGAAUAACGUCAAAAAAUACCCCGAAUCCUAAGCGUAAAAGCACUACGCGCUCGGUUCUGGCUGCGUAUUAAUUAAGUGAAAACGAACCGACGUCACCGCUCGCUUUAAUUAGUUUAUCAGAAAUUUAAAGUCUGGACAAAAAUACAACCCGCGACGGAGAGCAAUUAUUAAAUUUUAGGAGUUAAUAAAGCGGUACGGUAGUAUUAGAUUACCCUUACCAUGCCACAAUUAGUAGAAAAGUAUGCAGAAAACUACGUUUUUGGCAUUUCUCUUUCUAUCAUGCGCCCGAAAAUACUUAUUAAUUUAAAUUUUGCCAGCUCCAUUUACGUUUUAUGCACGCUUCGUUGCAACCUUACUUUUUAGAAAGUAUGUUUAGUGUUGGAUAGAGACAUGGCGGGCGAAGAUGUGACACUUGGCACCUCGAUGACGUUGAUCGAAGUGUAUCGUCGAAUCACAUCUGCUGGCUUGUUUUUACUUCUUUGAAACGUUUCUUCUUCUUGGCUUAAACUAGCUCCUCCCAUUAAAACCGGGUUUGAGGAAUUUAAUCCCAGUUGGGCCUUUGUUUAUAAAUCUAAAAAGCUACAAUUCUCUUUGGUUCAAUUAUCAAAAGGCGUCAUUCUGACGUCAUUGUCGCUUAGUUACCGUCGUUUAGGAUGUAGAGAACCUGUGGUGUGUGAAUCGGGACCGCCAAUAAGGUGGUGUUUUGGUAAUUCCACUCUGGUUUCUCAUCUUUGUAGGUGACACUUGGUCUGAAAUGCCCUUUAAAAAUUAAAUAAAACAAAACAAAAUUGCGCAAGUUGUUUACGACAGGAAGACAUGUUUAUUCUAGUUCUACCCUCAAAUUUUAAUUUAUGGCUGGUAAUUAACGAAAUAAUGCAUUUCGUUCUAAUUACUUAUGCGUUUUACGAUCGCGUUUCCUGUUUAUGAUGACAUACGCCGUAUUGAGGACGCCGCUUUUCUUUCGACUACGUGGCCAUUCUUGUUUCCACUCCAGUAAACCUACGAUUCUGUUUUAAACAGAAGUACACGUAACGUACACGACAUUACGUGCAUCGAGUGUAACUUAUAACACGAGCGCCACGUGUUGGAAAAGUAUGUAUUUGUAGUAGAUAUUCACAAUUUAAUUCGUGGAAAGAAGCAUUCAUUUUUUUAAUUAUAUAACAUUGCAAAACAUCGUUAUAAUCAUCGUUACAAACGUCAUCGCUAUCUCUUCGCGUUUGCGUCGGUGAUUGAGAUAAUCGCGGAAAGAUUAACUCAUUAUUUAUUUUUUUUUAAAUAUUUAUCACACAAAAAAUGGCGAAGUUACAAUCAAUAUAUUUAAUAUUCCCUAUUACGUCGCGAGAUAUCGAUCGCCAUCGCAAACGCCAACUCCAUCGCAAAGAUAGUAAACAUCGAGUUUCAUUGGGACGAUCAUUAUCGCACGGAAUAAAGUCGCGACUGUAUAACAUAUGCAAUUUAUCCUACUCAUUUUCGCCCCAUUACGUUACUUUGAAGCCAUUAUAGUAGUGUAAUUGCUAGCAGUGACACUCUCUCAACACACCGACGUCUUUUAAUUUUCCGGUUGUGUACGGAGGUGUUAAAAAUACAUUCAGGUGGCCUGAAGAGAGAGGACUUCGUAAAUCGAAUUACCCGUGAAAGAGUGCGUAUUUUUGAUUACCAGGCAUUGGUUAGCCAUGUCGAAACUAGAUACACAGGAAUCGUAAAACCGAUACAAAUUAUAAUUACGAAGAGGCACGAUGCAACCAACUCUCACGAAAAUUUACGCACAGCAAUCAUCAAUGUAACCCACUCGAGUGAUAUUAAAUUUCUUCUUUUUUUAAGUACUGCCAUUCGUGACCGAAUUAUGACGUUUUUUAAAUGUUAAAAUCGACAUCGGCGUGAAUUUUUGACGAGAUUUUUUAACGUUUUUUCUAGAGAUUUAGACGUGAUGUCGAUUUCGUGAUAGGCGCCAUUUUAAAUUAAUUCGUUACGCGGAAACGAAUGAAAGAAAAAAAUAAAAAAAAAAUUUUCGGUCACUCGUAAGAUUUUCUUUCCGAAUUUACAUUCGAUCCAAUUAUUUUCCAAUGGUAGAAUAAUUAAUUUAAAAUUAAAUUUUAGUUAUGUAGACGCACAGAUUUUUUUUUGGAAAGAGGAAGGAGGAAAAAACACGCAAAAGAAUACAUAAAUAUGUUUUUUUCUUUCUAUCGCUUAAACUAAAAUAUAUAUCAUUUACUUGUUUUUUUUUAUAUUAAAAAUAUUUUCGACACAUUUGUAGCAGAAAUAAACUGGCGUGCAUUUUGGUUAUUUUUUUAGAUCGCAAUAUGUUACAUUUCUCAUCGUUAUAUCACACGAUUCUAACCCGUAUUACCCUUAACUAAAUGUCAUAUAUUUAUAUGUCAUAACCGUCAGACUUAACAUAGAUCCUUAACUAUAUAUAAACUUAUAUAUCUUCUAAGAUAUGAUCCUUAAUGAUUAACUUUUAUUACGGGUUUUUGCCAUUUAUUCGUGUCUAUAAAGGAAAAGAGGAAAGAUUUUAAUAAAAAAUAUUAAGUGCCAUAUAAUUUAUAGCCUUUUUUUUAAACCAGUUACUUAAAAAAUCGCGUGAAAGUACUGGUUAAUUCAGCUAAUAAGCUUAACAUGCUUCUGAAAAAUGACAUCCUUUUCAUUUCUCAAAUAAAAAAAAAUACAAUAAUAAUAAAAAAAAUAACUUUCGUAAUCUAAAGGAAGGUUUUUAUCGUGGGUUUUAUAGUGUAUAAAGCUAUUUAAGAUAACCCCACCCCAAGAUCCUUUAUGGCACCGUCGUCCUCCACUCCAUUUCUCUCCACUUUUGAUGGAUGUAUCCAUUAAAGGCUCCUCUGCGUGUGAAGUUUUCGAAAGGAAACAUUAAUUGCAGAAUUUUGAAUUUAAUUUACAGACUUUGUGGCUUGAGUCCAGCUCGUCUGUUACUUUUCACCUCCUUUUAUUUUUCUUUCUUUUUUGGUAAAGUUGUGAAAAUAUCAGAAAUCGAAAUUUGUGGAAGGAGCCAGAAAUUGCUUUUAAAACUUAUAAAUACCUAUAGAUAAAGAUGUUCACGAUUUCUUACCAAGUUUUUUCCCUUCCAUUCUGAAGAUUCUAGGUUAAAUCAUUCUUUUCUUCAAUCUUUCUUUGUUAUUGCCUACUGUCUUUAACUCUUAAAUAUAAAAUUCUUUUCCUUAGUCUUUGAUAUCCGAACUUUUUGCGCGCUUGAAACUUUUUCAUCUAAGAUUUUAUUGAAUAAUUAUAUAGAUUUGAAGCUUCUGAAACAUUUGUGCGGAAGUUUCUUGUCUGUUUCACUCUGAAAAAUCAAUUUUAGGUUCUAAGAUGGCAUCUACAAUAAUUAUACAGUACUGUAUUAACGCAAUGUGGACGUAUUUCUCAAAUUUUUGUUUGUAGUCUUCUUUAUACUUGUAUUAUUUCAUUAGAAGUUUAUUUUAAACUGUGCAAAUGAAACGUUCCGUGUUGAAAAUGUAAUUCUUGGAACCCAAUUAAACUAAGCUCUACAUUAUUUUUCAAACGAGAGCAUUUGCGAUUUUAAAACUAUUGUAAUUAAUAAGCAAAUAGGGGUGUUGGCCCAACUGCAUGCAACACGCAACUUUCUUAUAAAAGUUUGUGACCAGGAAGUACGAACGGGUAUCAAAUUAUAAAUGUGCGCCAAGGCGCGACGUGUGCAAACUCAUUCGGAGUCAAUCGAACCCAAUUGCAAUAUUGGCAACUUUUGCUUCUACCGUGGCAACCGACUCGUCUCAUUUCUACAGAUGGGGAGAGAAUAGGCGAAAACAGCGUAAGAUGGAAAAAAUUUCACAUAUAUUCACUGCAUUACUUGGAAGAAAAAUAUUCUCGUGUAACACAGUUGUGGCACAUAAAAGGAAUUUUGAACCUCAUGCCGGUUUGAAUGAUUGCGGAAUGUCAUCCCGCCUUCUUACCCUGCAGAAUACGAAAUUCCGGGAAGACGACCAGACAACUAUGUUCCGUCUUCAUUUGUCAAUUUGACAGAAUUUGGGAUACAGGAUGGCAUAUUAAUGUCUUUCCUAGGGGCACGCUUUAGUGUCGAGUGACGAUUAAAAUUCGGAAAUUCAAUUUCUGCCCCGAAGCGCCCAAAUGUCGAAACUGAGCGGAUUCUUUUAAGCGAAAGGCCAAAACUUGUUACUUUUUUCUUUUCAUUGUUCGAUACGUAUGUCGGUGAGAGAACAAACGUCUCUCUCUUUAUCGAUUCUUUAUCGGAGUCAGGAAGCAAUGGAUUCUUCCGGACUACGAUACGAUUAUGACUCGUGGUUCUUACAUUCAUUCAAUGUUUUUACUGCCAUGACAACCAGUUGCGAUACCCAGACAUCCCGAGUUUUGCUGUUUUUCUCCCUCUGUAUAACGUUUUUUUUUUCCAUAUAAAAUAUCCAUCGAUCGUCCAGUAGAUACGAAGAAAAGGAAACGUAGCAUUUAAUUUUAUAUAUGAUUAUCUUAGAUGUAAUCGUAUCAUGGAGCGAAGUUUGUCAUGUGCAUUAGCGUCGUAAGGCUGCAAUGAUAAUUUGUUGAAGCUGAGAGGUUUCUUUCGUUGACGCCGUUAUCUCGCUAGUUAUCGAGGUCGAGAUAGGUCAGCAGAACAAUUAUAUCCGACAAAAUAGCCAGAUGCCAUCGUUAUUUUUAGCAGGAUAGGCUAUAAUAUAUCCGGGUUUCGGCUUUUUAUCCCCCAUUCAACUGUCAGAAAAGAUAGGUUUCCCUUUCAUAAGUUAUCGAUUUGUUAAGAUAAACCCGAGCUCUCUAAAGAAUGCCUUCGUAAUUAACAGUUAGAAUUUCUUACCUUUAAACAACUACAUCAAUUGUGAGUUUAAUGCUUUGUUUAAGGUUGAAAGAGUCGCUGUCGCUUUCAAUGGAAAAAUCCUGUAACCGCUCGCUGAGUGUUUUCCGUUCUGCUUAGUUUCGCAGAAUAAGCUUUAAGCGUGAAACAUUUUAAUGCUAACAGACUAAUAAAAUAGGCAAUUAAACAACUCGUGAAAUUUUGUCAUUCCAAAAUUCCUGAUGUGGUUAGAAAGGUGAGAAUAACUUUGACUUUCUCAAAUGGGGCUCACUUGAAUGGUUAGACAUAGUUGACAUAUUUUUAAAUAAAAUUUUUAAUUAUAUAAUAUAUUAUAUACAGUAUGUCUUAGAUAAUCAGAAUAUAAAUUUGUUAAUAUUUAAUUGAUUUUGUUGACGUUUGACACCAGUUUCGUGUUAGUUUUGACAUAGUUUUCAUCAUUAUUUCGGAUCAAAUCCUUCAAUAGGAUUGGCAAACACGGAUGAAGAAUGAGGAACGACAUCUCGACUAAACUGAGGAUCAAGAUCGAAUCAUAUGAUACUUGUUAUCUGAGGAACUUUUAUGAAAAGAAUGCUUCUUUUUUAAGUGCCUAAAUAUUUUAAAUUAUGUUUUGUUCUGGAAAUUAAGAUAUUUAAUUUAAUAAUCUUAGCACCUCACUCAAAUAUAUAAAGCUCUCUUUCUUAUCUAUUCAUGAACUCUCACCAUACCCCUCACACCACCUACAAGCAAUAACGUGAAUUAUCGAUUCGAGUAUCUUCUUCCUGUUAAUUUUUUUUCCAAAAAAUUUAACCAAUAUUUUUAUUUUAAAAAUUUGUCUAAUUAGCGCACGUCUACGUGACAAUAAAAACACGAAAAUUUCAUGUAAACUUAAAUCUCUUUCAAUUUUUACUGAUUAUUUUGAUGCGUUUUUUACGGCUCAAUCUGGCUCGUCGAAAAUAUUUAUUUUCGUUACUUCUUCCCCCCGCUUAAAAAAAUAAUCCGAAAAGAGAAAACCCGUACUGCACGCGACUCACGAUGUUUCAUAGCCGGCUAGUCACGAAAUCCGUGACGUCAGCGAGUGUCAAAAUUCCCUAUCGGACACGUGUUAUUGCUUGAAUUUAGAUUAUUACUUCUUCCCUAAUCCAAUCAUCUCGCUUAAUUGGAGAUGCGUAUUUAGAUUCACCCCCCACUCGUGUCUGCUUAAGUGGAAUAGUUUCGUCCUCUCCUCUACAUGGCACCGCGGCUCCACUUCGUAAAUCAUAAUAAAUAUAGGCCUAUUCCCAUUGCUGGAAUUAAAUAGAUUUUCCCGUGUUUUGCUUCUUUAUUCAUUGUUUAUCUCAUUAUUUAUUCACUUAACUUCUUUUGGACUCGAUUAGCGACGUUAAUUAGAAUUUUCAUCGCAUGGCAUGGCUCCACGAUAAUCGAUUUAUCGCGAUGGUGUUACUUUUUUUUUCAAACCGCUGAGUGUCUUUCUAACCCUUGUAAAUCUACUGGAUGCGUUGGUUCGCUUCCAACAUUUUACUAUAUUUUUGUUUACGUGGCGGUGAAAUUUAAAGAUGGCCGCUUCGAAAAUAUUCAUCACGAAACUAUGAAUAAUUUAGAGUCGGGAGUAUAUCGACUGACGCUUCGGUAGUACUUUCGGUCGUUACAGAGUAAAAAUGCUCCACUUUCGAUUUUUAAAUCCCUGUCAUUAUGCCCCGUUUUAGUAAAAUUUUAUCUCAUUAUCUUAGGGCGUAUUUGUUUUCCUAACUCACCGGAUAAUAAGGACGUUUUCCACAAUGUUUAAUAUGUAAGUGGCACUGCCAAUAACUGCUCUUGACAAAUGCUUAAUUGGUAAAUUAACGAAUUUGUCCUCCGGCAGAUUAGAUAAUAGAAAGAAACUAAUAGAACGUAUCUAUUGCUAUCUAACUAUUCCAAUUUGUUAUUAUGUCUGCCUUGCAAUUUCCUCAUAAAUUCAUUAACAUCUGUUUAAUGGCUCCGUCUGGAUGAGGUCGGAGGUGCAGUACUCUAUUCAGGAGCAUUUUUUUUUUUGCUUUGGAAGGGAAACGUAUAUAUAAAAGAAAAAUCGGUUAUAGGUCAUUAGUGAAUUGUUGACACACAUCGACUUUAGUCGAAAAAAAACGGAGUAAUUCCCAUCGUUGUUGACUUAAGUUCAUAGUUCUCACCGCUUCAAGACUGUCGUAACUGUCGUCUCUGUUUGCGUUUUUCGCUAGUUACUUCACGCUUAUCUUUUAGUUUCGUUUCGAAAUAAAUGCAUAAAUAACAAAAGCGAUUAAAGCCUCUUUAACUCGUUUCAUUACCCCUGUUUAAGAGCUCAUAACAGAAACGAUGAUGCGAAACCCUUCUUUAAAUAUAGAUGAUGUAACAAGUUGCAGGGUUCUCUUAAUAUUCAAUAAAAUAAAAGUAACUAUAAUAUUGGAGAGAAACUAAUUUUCUAGAAUACAUUCUUGGCAUUGGCAGAAAUAAAUUUAGCUCGACUGUUCCCAAAGGUGAUUUCCUGUAGAUGCUUAUAGGGAGUAUGUUGGAGAUAUAGGCUUGUUCCUGUAUGGAAGAAAGUAUGAUGGAAGCCGGGAGUGUCUAAGAAUUGAGUAUCUGUAUAUUUAUUUCAGGCUAACGGUUAGUUAGAAGUUGUAUAAUGUAUUUUAUACGGAACCGGAUGUUUAUUUUUACUUCUUUUGAUCGAUUUCAAAGAUUUAUAUCGUGCUUAGACGUUGUAUCGGUUCGUUAUAUAAUGAAGGCUUUUUGAAAUAUGCGUCUCGUUCCGAUUUGAGUGUGUAAUUUGUAAACACGAAUUGUUUCACAUAAACAAAAAUUAAAGAAAAAUAGGUUAAAUUUAUGGCGUUUGUACCUAGUAAAUUAUUUCUGAGGUAGUUUAGAGUAAGUUAAUUUUAAAAUUUUUAUAUUACUGCGCUUAAUUUAGUCGGAAUGACAUUUUUUUUUAUAACUGGAACGUAGUAAGAAUCUUCAACUAAAUAAGUACAUGUCGAGUGCUGAAAUCAUUAAUCAUUACUUGUCACCUACACUUGCUUCGAUUUUUAUAUAAAAAUUAUAAAUAUUUUGUUUCCGUUCUGUUAAAGUAGCGCGUGAUAAUGAUUUUUUAUUAAUGAAAGAAGAAAUUUUAACACUAGAGAAAUCACGAUUAUCAGAGAUAUAUAUAGAAGAAAGUGUGAACCUAAUAUAAUCUGAUAGGGAAAUUAUUGUCUAAACCUGUUGACUGGUUUAAAAGACGAAUAAAGUUAAUAUUCACGAAAAAUGGGGAAAAGGGUGCGUGUUUGGCGAGUGUCAACGAUAAAUUGGUAAGAAGGAGGAAUUAAAGGAAGCAGUUGUUCCGAGUAAAAAACUGUAUAAGCAAGGCUGUAAGCCUAUUGCGGUUGACAGCUGCGCGAAGGCUCUCUUUGUCUCUGUCCGUACUCCCCCUUGCCUGGGCGUUUCCUACUGGUUGGAGCAAAAGCGAUCAAUAUUUGCGGGUGCGCCUUUCGUUUCUCUCCUGUCUCUUCUCUGUUUCUCACUCAUACUGGACACACUGUGUGUGUCUCCCUUGCCGUACGAUGGAAAGUGCGACAAAUCGGCAGUCGUGGCGACGGUGGACUUAUAAUGUGUUAGUGGAUCUGGGCAAUCGGCGCCCGGUCCUUAUAAAAGCUGUGAUGCGUGCGUUAGCAACAGUCUGCCGUGUUGUAUGGAGAAGUGUUGGUGCCAUGUUGGUAUAAUCCGGCCUUGUAUCGCUGGUCGAUCCAUCUCCGAAGUGGACUGCCUAGCAAUGGCUACUUUCCGACGAGGGACGAACGAGUGAAGUUCCCAUUUGUUUGUGGCUUAUAUGGUGUUACCGAUUACGUGGGAUGGACGGGGUACGUAAUUUAAAACACUCCGUUUCACCUGAUUACUAUACUAUGUUUAGUGCUCAUGUAGAACAGGCCGUGGAUGCUUUUAUGGAAAGAUUAGCCGGUAGGUUAGGCGAAUUGGAAGUAGAACUUCGUUAUGCUUGGAGAGCUGUGGAUCUUCUCUCUCAGGAAUACGUCAAAAUGUGGGAAAAACUCGAAAGGCUAGAGAUUUUAUUAUAUGAACAGCAAGCAGUUAUAACACAGCUUCUGACUGUGAUUAAAAAUGGUGGUGAUGUUCCUGAUUUAGAUUUUUUGCAUGGUGGGUCUGAUUCUGUUGCCAGUGAUCCCUCUGUGAAAGAAAGGUUGGAUCUCAAGCAUGUUGUUGAUGUGGAAUCCAGUGACUUGUCCGAAUCCGAGUUGCUGGGCAUUUCUGGAUAUAAUUUGGAAGACGAUGUGCGAGAAAAUGAUCCGUCUGCCAAAUGGAAUAAGAGGUGCCUAUUAUUUUCAAAAUAUUCUGAUAUGUCGAGUCGAGCGAGUCCAGAUUGGGGUAGUUGUAGCUAUGUUAAUACGGAUUUUCAAAUUGAUGGAGGAAGGGAGACUCCCAAAGAAGUUUUUACUGCAUCGGAUUACAAGAUGUACCGAAAUGGUUCUCCCUGCAUCAGUGAGAAAGAUCUUGAAGAACUGGAUAGAUUGUCGGCUAAUUUACAUAAAGUAUCCACCACCUCGCCAAGUAGUGGGAGUAUUCAGGAUCUCUGCAGAUCUCGUAACAUUCAUAGCUAUCUUGGUAGUCCCUUUAAAAACAAGGAACCAAUAGCUACGCAGAAUAAAGAUACCAAUGUAGCUUUAUCAGACACAAUUUCUAUUUCAAAUACUUUAGACAGAAAUAAAAUACCUACAUUUGAUAAUUAUCCAAACAUUUCUACAUUUGAUAGCAGUUUCAAAAGGGAUAUUGAUGUACCUCAUGAUAGUACAAGCAGAAGAAAAUUACCGUCUUUAAGUAAUUUUACAAAUACACAAAUGACAGAUAUUCAUUCUUCACAAAUAUCAGGAGAAAACAGAUUAAUUGGUAUUCUACAAUUAUCACCAAGAUUGAAUAAAAGUAAAGAGACUACUAAGAUUGAUGAAACCAGUAAGCAUCUUGAUUUUUCUCCUCAUCACAAUAGUAAUGUUGUGUACAGUGGUAUUUCGGAAACAACACAGAAUUCCUUAGUGAACAAAUUUUCUUCUCCAGUGUCUUCACCUUGUAUUUCUCAUGUGAUGCCAAUAGAGGAAUUACUUGUAAGUAGUACUACUGCUGAUGGUAACUUUGAGAUAACUCAACAUACUCUUCAUGGUGAUUAUGGUAAACUUCAAGGUUAUCAUACACCUUUAACACCUGUAAAAGAGCAAAGUCCACCUUCUGGAAACUCUGAAGAGUUGACAAGCCUUGGUGAAAUUCAGUGGACAGAAGACAAUCAUAGAGAACCUGAAGGACUGCCGCCAGUUUCAUCUUCUGAAUCUUUGAGUCCAAUUGUUAGUACAACAAUAAUUCAGGUAGAGGUGCAUUCAGAAGCAAAAAGUAAGUUAAAUGAUUUAUCCCAAAUAAUAAAUAAAGCUUCUUAUGAUCUUGAAGAUAAAUUAGCAUAUGUUGCCUCUGACAAUGCCCAAUACACUGUUGAUAAGACUUAUGAAGACAUUGCAGAGUUUGAUUCUCAUGUUGAGGUAGAGAACAGUUAUUGUGUUGAAGAAUAUAUAUCUACAUCAAGUGAUGUUCAAAAUAUUGUUCCAAUGGAACAAACUAAAGUAGAUGAUGAAGCAUCAUAUGUUCAACUGCAACCUGAAGUGCAAUGCCUUGACACCUAUUUUAAUUCUGUGCUACCUCCUCCUUCUCCACCUAUGGUUACUUCAACUUCUGUUACUACUAGUCAGAUAUGGAAAUAUUCCGAUGAUAGUAGAAUAGAAAGAAACGAAUAUGACAACACACCAAAUACAAAUUAUGUUUCUGUUACAACGGCUAAUGAAAGUGAAAAACAUACUGAAUCUUCCAACAUAUUCAGUGUUUUGUCCAAUAAAAUGACAAAAGGUUAUCGUAUGAUGAGUAUGCCUACACUUUUAAGGAGAGAUUCAAAAGGUAAUAAAACAAAAGCCAACAAAACUUCAUCAAAAGAUAGCAGUCAUUCAGGAAGUACUUCUAGUUUGUUUAGUUUAGGAUCUAGUCUUGAAAGUUUGAAAUUAAGCCCUAAAUUAAAAUCUAGAUCAAAUAGUGUGAAAAGUGAAGGAGGUUUAUCAUUAACUGAAAAACAAGAAAUCGAAGCCAAAAGAUUAUCAGUAGAAAUACUUCCAACUCAGCAGAAUUCAUUUAGUGAACCCAGCAGUGAGUCAAAAAUAAAUUAUUCGCCUAAUAUAGAACCUACCAACAGACAAGAUUAUGGAUCAUCUGAUACACUUCAACAGCAGCCAUUAGAUAAUACUGAAAGUGUCGAUUAUCCUCAGCAAGAAAUAUUUCAGAAUCAAAAUAAUACAGAAAAUGAAGGUUACUUAGAAAAUGAAGUUGAAUCACAGCCAAUACCUGAACCACAAGAAAAUCCUGAAGAAUCAGGAGCUUUAUUUCCUACAGUGGGCGAAGUGAGAAAACAUUCAUUUAGUGGUCGAGAAAAUCUCGGAAUUAGCCCUAUGGCAGAUUUACAAGAUACUGCAAAUGAGUCAAAUGUAUCAUUUGAUUUAAGCUUUCAUUCUGUCAGUGAUAGCAGACAAAGUUCUAUAACACAGACAGAAUAUGAAAGUUUGGAAUCUGCAGAAAGUGUUACACUUACUUGUGCCCAAACAGAUAAAGACGGAGUUCCAGUGAAAGAACACAGAGAUUCUGUUGGUUCCUCCACUAGUAUGAUAAGUGGUGAAGAUAAAGAGUUAGAAGAUAAUGUAGUUCAUAUGUCUGAUAAUCAGUUCGCAACACCAGGAGAUAGUAGUAUGGACAAAAGUACUGUAGAAGAAAAUGAAGAUGCACAAAUGAAAGAACUGAAAGAGCAGAUGAGUCUUGAAACAAAUCAAUCUGAAACACAGGAAGAAGGUAAUGCAAUGGAAAAAAGUCCAGGUCAAAAAAAUGUGAAGAGCAAAUGGAUGACUUUAGUGAGUGGAAAUGCAUUGCGAGGUAGUUCUGAAAGUAGAAGUUUAUGGCCAAAGAAUGGAGGUGGUCCAAGUGACAACCCGUUCUACAGUACGAUUGACUCAAUGCCUGAUAUUCGGCCUAGUAGAAAACCAAUACCUCUGGUUAGUGAGCUGGUGCUCAAGACAAUGGCAGCAACAAAAAGGAACGCUGGGUUGACUUCUGCGGUUCCACGCCAAUCUCUCAACGAUGAAGAAUUAGAACAAUAUCCACCAAAUUUGUUGUCGUCAAUGUCUUUUGCAAUAUCAUUGCCUUACAGCAAGCCAUACACAUGUUUUACAAUACUAAAACAGCUUGCAGAACCAAAACAUGCCAGCAUAUUCAUUACCAUUCUAAUGGCUUCUAGGCAGUGUUUAGAUGAUUCUUUAAGAUGGCAUGCUAGUGGAUGGAUGGAAAUGGGGCUUAGUCAAGCUGAUGCAGCAAGGUGCCUAAAAGUUUCAAGAAUGGUGGUUUCAUGGCUCUGGAAACAGUUUACAGUUAGAGAGGAUAUCUCCAGAAUUCCUGUGGAAGGACGUCCAAGAGUUACUACACCGCAAGAUGACCGGUUUUUGAAAGUAACUGCCAAACACAAUAGAGGACUAACACACAGGAUGCUUGCUUCUGAGCUUGAAUCAGCCACAGAAAAAAGAAUUUCUGUCGGAACUGUAUCCAGAAGGCUUGCUGCUGUUGGUCUUUAUGCAAGACACCCAGCUGUGUGUAUUCCAUUGUCAUCGUUCCACAAAAAAGAGCGUUUGAAUUGGAGUUGUCAACAUCAAGACUGGACAGACCACAACUGGAGCAAAGUUCUCUUCACAGAUGAAUCCCGCUUUAGCCUACAGAGUGAUUCUCGAUGA